GGGCAGUUGAUUGUUGUUGAUUUUGUCCUGCUAGAAUAUGCCUGUUUUUCGCGUAAUAAACGUAUUUUGAGUUAAUAGGAUAAUUCAAUGUGUUUUCUUAACAAUAUUCAUAUUUAGAUUUGGUGCAUUACCCAGCGACUAAAAUGACUAACGCUAACUGUGGGUCUAUACAGACACAGUUGGGUGCAAUAAUGGAAGUCUUGGCAAAGGCAGCUAUUGCAGACAUAAUCAAACUUUUUGACGACAGUUAUGCAGUGUUGCGCCUUGAGAUAUCCCGACAUCAACACGAAAAUGAGGACUUGAAAAGGAAAUUACAGGAGACGAAAGAAGAGUUAAGGACUGUACAAAUACGAAUCGAAACAGAUGAUAUAGUACAGCACGACUGGAGCAGCCCAUUGAGAAGUGGGAGACUGGAGAGCAGGAGCGACAGCCCUGAACAGCCUCUGAGCAUUGAGGACAAGUGUUCAAGCAGCCAAGGACAGGAUUCAACCCUGCUGCAGAUCAAAGAGGAGAGACUGGAGGAUGACUUAUGGAGCCAGGAAUUAGAGCCCAUGAAAUACGAGGUCAACAUUGCUGAUGACUCCCGUUUCAACCAGCGGCUCUACGCAGAAAGCUCAAGUUCUCAACAUAUCCGAGAAUCAAACCCAGGACAAAACCAUCCAUCCUACACUUUCACUCAGGAUCCCCCCACACAUUUGUCAUUCAUACCAAAUGCAAACCCCCAUCUCACACUUAACAGCAGCUCAAACGCACCCCUGACAUAUACACAGCGCUCAAAUACAUAUCCCUCGGACUCUGCCACAGACUUUACAGGCAUGCAUGAGCCACGGCUCGACCUCAAACAUGCACAGACUACCAGCCGAGGCCUGACACAUGCACAGGACUGUGAUAUUCCAGAGACGGUGGAGUUUGGCGAUCUGAGGCUGAAGGCUGAGCAUCAGGAGGAGAAGCAGGCGGCCAUCUUGGGUCACCAGGACAUCAGAGGUCACGCUGCGACUGGACUAGAGAAACAGACCGAGGGCCAGGCAGUGGACCAGGACGACACUGACCUGUGGGGUCCCCUCACGGAAGAGGAUGAGGACGAGGAAGAGGACAGCGAUACGAACCACAGUUUUGACGACCUGCUCUACGGGGUGGAACAGUACUCCCAUCCCCACGGCGACAGCCCAGGAGACGUGCUGCAUGUAGACACCUCGCAGACGCCUCCUUCCAUGGAGGGAACCAGCAUGGAGGGGUUUGCCGUUGCUCCUGGGACCGAUAUGGCCGGGACGCAGUCUCAGCUACUGUCGCCACAGAGGACCGCUCAUCCGGGACACGCGCAGGUUAGACGGCCAGUGCCCCCUGGUGGUCCACAGUUAUACCCGCGCCUGCCGCUUCCCCUGCCCCCUCCUGAGCUGCCCCUCCAUGUGUGCAGCAUCUGCAAGAAGGGCUUCUCCAGCUUGUCUUACCUGCGAAAGCACCUGCGUAGCCACUCCGGCGAGAGGCCCUUCACCUGCUCCAUCUGCUUCAAGCACUUCCUGUGCUCGUCGCACUUGACCAUCCACCUGCGCACACACACGGGCGAGCGACCGUACGCCUGCGGCACCUGCGGCAAGCGCUUCACGCAACAGAGCAGCCUGAAGACGCACCAGAGCGUCCACAGCGGCCUGCGGCCCUACCACUGUCCCCACUGCGGCAAGAGCUACACCCUCAUGCACCACCUCAAGAGACACAUGGGCACGCAUGAGAAAUGCUGAAGACCAGAACUACACCUUGACGCACCAACAUGAGGCAUAUGAGAAAUGCUGAAGAUGAGAGCUACACCUUGAUGUACCACCUCAAGAGGCGCAUGAGAUAUGUUGGAGACGAGACUGGAGCGUAUCAUACAGACAGACAUACUUAAAGGAACACUUCACCGUUUUUUCCUAUUAAACUACGUGAU
This is a messenger RNA of Sardina pilchardus (European sardine), 1921 nucleotides long. RefSeq names its product zinc finger protein 316-like. Gene Ontology annotation, molecular function: RNA polymerase II cis-regulatory region sequence-specific DNA binding; DNA-binding transcription factor activity, RNA polymerase II-specific. Gene Ontology annotation, biological process: regulation of transcription by RNA polymerase II. Lineage: Eukaryota; Metazoa; Chordata; Actinopteri; Clupeiformes; Clupeidae. The record is from RefSeq and is a predicted model, not a curated record. The coding region runs from base 144 to 1736 and encodes 530 amino acids. The transcript has 4 exons.